CCCCUUAAAAUUCCGGGCCCUUCCAGCCUCCACCCUCCCCCCAGCCCGUGUGACUAAACGGAGACAAAGGGGAGGCGGCCUCGCUCUCACGCGCGCUCGCGGGCCGGGUGGCGCGGACGGACGGACGGACGGACGCGGCGCCGCCACAUUCCGAUGCCCGGGAGGCGGCAGGCUCGCGGCGCGCACAGCUGAGCCGCUCCCCGCGUCGGCCCGGGCUGGCCUCGCCCCGGCCCGAUGCUCUGAGCUCGGCCGUCCUCCGCUCCCGACCCCCGCGGCGCCGAGGCCACGCCAUGUGAAGGUUCGAGCCGGGACAUCCCGAGGAGCCGCCGUGAAAGAUGGGGGAUGCUGCGGACCCCAGGGAGAUGAGAAAGACGUUCAUUGUUCCAGCCAUCAAGCCCUUUGACCACUAUGACUUCUCCAGGGCCAAAAUCGCCUGUAAUCUGGCCUGGCUGGUGGCCAAAGCCUUCGGGACAGAAAAUGUGCCAGAGGAACUUCGAGAACCAUUUUACACAGAUCAGUAUGACCAGGAACACAUCAAACCACCUGUUGUUAAUUUGCUUCUAUCGGCUGAACUAUACUGUCGUGCUGGGAGUCUCAUUCUCAAGAGUGAUGCUGCAAAACCUCUUUUGGGCCACGAUGCUGUAAUCCAGGCUUUAGCACAGAAAGGUCUUUAUGUCACUGACCAGGAAAAAUUGGUGACUGAACGAGAUCUCCACAAGAAACCCAUACAGAUGAGUGCCCAUUUGGCCAUGAUCGAUACUCUAAUGAUGGCGUACACUGUAGAAAUGGUCAGUAUAGAAAAAGUAAUUACGUGUGCUCAACAGUAUUCAGCUUUUUUUCAAGCCACGGAUCUGCCCUAUGAUAUCGAGGAUGCUGUCAUGUACUGGAUAAAUAAGGUAAAUGAACAUUUGAAAGACAUAAUGGAACAAGAACAGAAACUGAAAGAACAUCACACAGUUGAAGCUCCAGGAGGUCAAAAGGCUCGUUACCGGAAAGAGCAGACACUGCUUAAGCAGUUGCCCUGCAUUCCUCUGGUGGAGAAUCUGCUGAAGGACGGCACAGAUGGCUGUGCCUUAGCUGCCCUCAUCCACUUCUACUGCCCCGGUGUCGUCAGAGUGGAGGAUAUUUGUUUGAAAGAAACUAUGUCUUUGGCUGAUAGCCUGUAUAAUCUGCAGCUGAUUCAAGAAUUUUGCCAAGAAUACUUGAACCAGUGUUGCCAUUUCACCCUGGAAGACAUGCUCUAUGCAGCUUCAUCCAUAAAGAGUAAUUAUUUGGUGUUCAUGGCAGAACUCUUCUGGUGGUUUGAAGUUGUGAAGCCAUCUUUUGUACAGCCUCGUGUUGUUCAUCCACAAGGAGCUGAACCUGUGACAGAUACGCCUUCAUUUCCUGUCUUGAAUACUGCCAAAAGAAACGCGCUGGAUAGUUCGUGUAGUUCUGACUUUGCCUCCAGUGGGGAAGGAGCUACAUUCGCACAGUCUUACCAUCAUUUGCCUUCUAGAUACUCACGUCCCCAAGCUCAUUCUUCAGCCUCAGGAGGAAUCAGAAGGUCUUCAUCUAUGUCUUAUGUUGAUGGCUUCAUAGGGACAUGGCCCAAAGAGAAAAGGUCAUCAGUGCAUGGCGUUUCAUUUGAUAUUUCUUUUGAUAAAGAAGAUAGCGUACAGAGAUCCACUCCAAACCGAGGAAUCACUCGUUCUAUUAGUAAUGAAGGACUUACUCUGAAUAACAAUCGUGUAUCUAAACACAUUAGGAAAAAUUUAUCCUUCAAGCCAAUAAAUGGAGAAGAGGAAGCAGAAAGCAUUGAAGAAGAACUUAAUAUGGAUUCUCAUGGUGACCUCAAAUCUUACGUGCCCCUUAAUACAAACGAACUAAACUCUGAGAAUGUUCAUUACAAGCUUCCAAACGGAGCUUUACAAAAUAGAGUACUUCUAGAUGAAUUUGGCAAUCAGAUAGAGACACCAAGCAUUGAAGAGGCAUUACAGAUAAUUCACGAUACUGAAAAAUGUGCUCACACACCCCAGCCAGACCAAAUUGCUAAUGGCUUCUUUCUUCACAGCCAGGAAAUGAGUAUUCUCAAUUCAAACAUCAAGCUCAAUCAGUCUAGUCCCGAUAAUAUAACAGAUACAAAAGGUGCCUUGAGUCCCAUAACCGACAAUACUGAAGUAGAUACUGGAAUCCAUGUUCCUUCAGAAGAUAUUCCUGAAACUAUGGAUGAAGAUUCUUCUUUGAGAGAUUAUACUGUAAGCUUAGACUCUGACAUGGAUGAUGCAUCUAAAUUUCUUCAGGAUUAUGAUGCACGAACCAGCAACCCCAGAGAUGCUUUGAGUCCUUGUCCGAGUACUGUAAGCACCAAAUCUCAACCAGGUAGCAGUGCUUCUUCUAAUUCUGGAGUUAAAAUGACCAGCUUUGCUGAACAGAAGUUCAGGAAACUGAAUCACACUGAUGGAAAAAGUAGUGGAAGCAGUUCUCAAAAAACUACACCAGAGGGCUCUGAACUUAAUAUUCCUCAUGUGGUUGCUUGGGCACAAAUUCCAGAAGAAACAGGCAUUCCACAAGGACGGGAUACUACCCAGCUGUUGGCUUCUGAAAUGGUGCAUCUUAGGAUGAAACUAGAAGAAAAGAGGCGUGCUAUAGAAGCCCAGAAAAAGAAAAUGGAAGCCGCUUUUACUAAACAGAGGCAGAAAAUGGGAAGGACGGCCUUCCUUACUGUAGUGAAAAAGAAAGGGGAUGGGAUUUCCCCUCUUCGAGAGGAAGCAGCUGGUGCAGAAGAUGAGAAAGUGUAUACUGAUCGAGCAAAGGAAAAGGAGUCACAAAAAACUGAAGGGCAGAGGAGCAAGUCUCUGGCAGACAUAAAAGAAAGCAUGGAGAGUCCUCAGCCCAAGUGGCUAAAGUCCCCAGCCACACCUGUGGAUCCUGAGAAGCAGUGGAACCUGGCAAGCCCCUCAGAAGAAACUUUAAAUGAAGGAGAGAUUUUAGAAUAUACAAAAUCCAUUGAAAAGUUAAAUUCAUCCCUGCAUUUUCUGCAACAAGAAAUGCAGCGCUUGUCACUUCAGCAGGAGAUGUUAAUGCAGAUGAGAGAGCAGCAGUCCUGGGUGAUCUCUCCUCCACAACCCUCUCCACAGAAGCAGAUCAGAGAUUUUAAGCCUUCCAGGCAGGCAGGCCUGUCAUCAGCCGUCGCGCCCUUCCUGUCCGACUCCCCUCGUCCCACUCACCCGUCUCCGCAGUCUUCUAACAGGAAAAGCACAUCUUUUUCUGUUAAAAAUCAAAGGACUCCUAGGCCAAAUGAGUUAAAAAUAACACCUUUGAAUCGAACCUUGACUCCCCCCAGGUCUGUGGAUAGUCUUCCUCGGUUAAGGAGGUUUUCACCAAGUCAAGUUCCUAUUCAGACCAGGUCAUUUGUAUGUUUUGGGGACGAUGGAGAACCUCAGUUAAAGGAAUCCAAACCUAAAGAGGAAGUUAAAAAGGAGGAGUUGGAAUCCAAAGGGACUUGGGAACAGCGUAGUGGACGUGAUCCAGAAGAAAAGGAGAUCAAACCUUUUGAGUCAACAGUUUCUGAAGUCCUGUCACAGCCUGUCACAGAGACUGUGUGCCUGACAUCAAAUGAGGACCAACCGAAUCAACCCACAGAACCACCUCCUAAACCCCUCCUCCCCCCUACCACUUCUAAAAAUGUUAACCUGAUUGAAGUUUCCCUCUCAGAUUUGAAACCCCCUGAAAAGGCUGAUGUAUCUGUUGAAAAAUAUGAUGGAGAAAGUGAUAAAGAACAAUUUGAUGAUGACCAGAAAGUAUGCUGUGGAUUCUUUUUUAAGGAUGAUCAAAAAGCAGAAAAUGAUAUGGCAAUGAAACGGGCAGCUUUGUUGGAGAAACGACUAAGAAGGGAAAAAGAAACUCAGCUUCGGAAACAACAGCUGGAAGCAGAAAUGGAGCAUAAGAAAGAGGAAACAAGGCGAAAAACUGAGGAAGAACGUCAGAAGAAGGAAGAUGAGAGAGCACGCAGAGAAUUUAUUAGGCAAGAAUAUAUGAGGCGAAAACAACUGAAACUAAUGGAAGAUAUGGAUACAGUAAUCAAACCUCGUCCUCAAGUAGCAAAACAAAAAAAACCGCGACCAAAAUCUAUUCACAGGGAUCAUAUUGAAUCCCCCAAAACACCAAUAAAGGGUCCUCCAGGAUCACGAAUUUGUCGUGUUUUUUCAGUCUCUAGCCUUUCUUUGGCAUCGCUAAAUACAGGUGAUACCGAAAGUGUGCAUUCAGGCAAGAGGACACCAAGGUCAGAGUCUGUAGAAGGCUUCUUAUCUCCAAGUCGCUGUGGCAGUCGAAACGGAGAAAAGGACUGGGAAAAUGCAUCCACAACUUCUUCAGUGGCUUCUGGGACGGAAUACACAGGACCAAAGCUCUACAAAGAACCCAGUGCAAAAUCCAAUAAACAUAUAAUACAAAAUGCUUUAGCUCAUUGCUGUUUGGCUGGAAAAGUAAAUGAAGGUCAGAAGAAAAAAAUACUGGAGGAAAUGGAGAAGUCAGAUGCCAACAACUUCUUAAUCUUGUUCCGGGAUUCAGGCUGCCAGUUCAGGUCUUUGUAUACUUAUUGCCCAGAAACUGAAGAAAUCAAUAAACUGACUGGGAUAGGCCCUAAAUCUAUCACUAAAAAAAUGAUUGAAGGACUUUACAAGUACAAUUCUGACAGGAAACAGUUUAGCCACAUACCUGCUAAAACCUUAUCUGCCAGUGUUGAUGCAAUCACAAUUCAUAGCCAUUUGUGGCAGACCAAAAGACCGGUAACACCUAAAAAACUUUUACCCACUAAGGCAUAGGACUUGGGAAAUAUUUGCUUCAGAACAUUCGUGGUAAAUUUGCACUUCAUCUUUCCUGCCUAUAGAAAAUCUUUCUAAUUGCCAACAAGACUUUUAUUAAUUAAAACUGGACAUUAAGCUCUGUUGUCAUGAACAACUGGAAUGUAAACCACAGUAUUUUGGAAUGCAGAAGAUUCUCGCUUAGGUGAUAAGUCCAAGUGAUGAAGUAAAUGUUUUGAUCCACAAAGGGGAGAUGUGUAUGUGUUAUUGCGUUCACCUGCUUGAUCUUAGAUACACUGAAGCACUGAAUUUUCGUGGAUACUAGUUGGACUUAAGGUUGAAAUAUGGCUGAGAUUACAAAUCGUGUGUUUGUUGUUUUUUUUUUUUACCUUUUAAUGUACAUGCUUGUCUUUACAUGGUUUAUUUUGCUAUUUUUCUCUCCUGGGGGUUUAUUCUAAGAUACCUUUGUAUUUUGUUUCAUGUGAAGAUCAUGAAAGUAGGAUAUACACCUUCAGAAGUAACUUGCACCUUUCUUAGGAUGUUAAGAGAAACACUAGGGUUUAGUUUUAUAGUAACCCUCAUUUUAAUGGUAGUAGAGCAUUUGCAAAAAUUAUUCUGCCAAGCAUUUACAGUUCUGUAUUUAUUAUUCACUCAAGUAUUAACAUUUCUCUAUUAAAUAAGAAGAGGUAUUGUAAAGAGCUGCUACUAGGUUCGCUUUAAACCACAUGAGCUUAACCAAGAAUAUAAGAAGUCGCUGAUUUUUUUACACCACUUCUGGCCAACUCAGAAUAAUUUAGAUUGUUCUUUUAACAAAAAAGGCUUUCUAUCUCUUUAAGUAAGUCACUUUAUAAGCUGGCAGAAGUGAAUGACACUUUGAGAGUAGUCUUUCAGGCUGAAGAUGUAAGACUUCCUGGAGCAAGUUCUCAAGAGGUCUUUGUUAUAUUUAUAACUGAUAUAAAAUUAUAUUUAGAAUUUUUAAACAUGUACAAAGGGCUACAUUUUAAUUUUAAAAUAGCUUCACAUUAUUUUACUUAUAUUGGGUUUUUCUUCUUUUCAAUCCUUUUCAAGUGGAAAAGCUUAGAUUGAGUACACACUUGAAAUGUCCUCCACAUAAUCUUGGUUCCUUAACAGUGUAUACCAGAGGGUUAGUUGGGGAAAAACUUCAUUCUCAGGAAAAGACUUGAAUGAUUACGUGACCCUGUUAUGUUUCAGUGUUGUGACAACUGUGUUAAGCCAGGGGGGAGAGACAGCAUUGUAUCAUAAAUGAGAUGCGUAGUUCAUUUUCUUUCAUGGGAAGUAGAGAUGAAAAUAUAUACAUUUCUCCUGUUGAGAUGUUUAGAGAGAGAACUAAUGUCUCAUAUGAUGUAAUUACUUAUUUUAAAAGAAAAGAAUAGGAAUGAGAUGUCCCUGAGCUGUACUUUUCUAUUAUUAUAAGGCCUUUAGGCAUCAGUGCAUCUGGGUUAUCAACAUUUUCUGAAAUGCUGUCAAUAUUUUACUGUAAUUUAUGUUCUUAUAUUUAUGUAUAUUUGUUAAAACUGUAAAAAAAAUUUCAGAUUUUUUUUCCAAUACCUGUGCAAGAUACAUGUGUAGCUCAAAACUAUUUGUGAUCUACUGUUUGCAUGUAAGAGACCAGGAUAUGUAACUCUUAUAUUUUAAGUGUAUACAUAUUGUGUAUAUAAUAUAUGAAUAUUAAAAAUGGGGAAAUGCACAUUUUACCUUUCAGACAACAAUUUCUAUCACAAUUAGAAGGAAAUGAUUGUCAAAUACAUGUUUAGAUUAAAACUAGUUUUGAAAAUCUAAGUGAAUGUAAUCAAAAUGUGUCAAAAGGAGAAUUUAAUAAGCAUUUUACAUUACUAAAUUUGUUCAUUUCAGUUAAAUUUCCCUUAUCAAAGCAAUCUUUGUGAUAUUACUUGGCUAUUAAAUAAAGAAAAAUUGGAUGCAAGAGAAUGGAGGAACUAUUUGAAACUAAACAGGACCAUCCUUUAUUCUUAAAUUUGCGCAUGUCCAGCAGCUGAAUUGAAUGAAUGUGAUGUCUAAAGGUAGAAUGUGCAUACUGCUGCCAACUUCAUUGCUCUCAGUAUAAGAUUUUACUUUAUUAAUGCAGAAGGAAUAUGGAUAUAUUUCUUUAAGUCUGCAGAUUUUUUAUUAUGGUGCAGCUUUUUUUUUAAAUUAUGUUUUUAAAAUUAUACAAAUGAAAAAUAUGCCAUUUCGUAAAGUCUGGGGAUUUUCAUCAGCCUUCCUGAAACACACUGGUGCUUUCACCAUCAGAGGUCAAAUUAUUAUGAUAAUUAUCCGAUUAAAUUGGCCAAAUACUUGUCAGGAUUGCCCGUGCAGCCUGUGAGAUUCUGCUACUUGACACAGCAUUGGAAAGCUUUUAAUUCUCAGUUUUUCAAUUUUGUAUUAGAAUGAUGGUUAUAGUUUUUAUUUGGCUGUUUAAAGUCAAAUUCAGCAUUUAAUUACGGUUUCAUGGACACUGUUGAGCAAUGUACAGUGUAUGGUGUGCCUACCUGUCCACUCCAGAGCAUUGCUUACUGAUUUUUUUAAGAUGCUGUGCUGUAAAAUACUGUCAUAUUUACUAUUUCCUGGUACAGUGUAGUUUUUCCCCUUUCAUUUGAAUAAAAGCAUGGCACCAAA
Molecule: messenger RNA, 7418 nt
Organism: Lemur catta (Ring-tailed lemur)
Lineage: Eukaryota; Metazoa; Chordata; Mammalia; Primates; Lemuridae
Gene: CAMSAP2
Product: calmodulin regulated spectrin associated protein family member 2
Exons: 17
Coding region: 336-4805 (1489 amino acids)
Biological process (GO): neuron projection development; cytoplasmic microtubule organization; negative regulation of microtubule depolymerization
Cellular component (GO): microtubule minus-end
Molecular function (GO): microtubule minus-end binding; spectrin binding; calmodulin binding
Source: RefSeq, a predicted model, not a curated record